Suricata suricatta (meerkat) is the source of this 7120-nucleotide messenger RNA. It is a transcript of the gene BCL9, whose product is annotated as BCL9 transcription coactivator. Gene Ontology annotation, biological process: canonical Wnt signaling pathway; positive regulation of transcription by RNA polymerase II. The transcript is spliced from 11 exons. Gene Ontology annotation, cellular component: beta-catenin-TCF complex. NCBI's taxonomy places the organism in Eukaryota, Metazoa, Chordata, Mammalia, Carnivora, Herpestidae. The coding region runs from base 1486 to 5820 and encodes 1444 amino acids. The record is from RefSeq and is a predicted model, not a curated record. Gene Ontology annotation, molecular function: beta-catenin binding; transcription coactivator activity.
AAAGCUACUUGGCAUGAAUGCCUGGGCCGUACCAAGUGUCACCGCGGCGAGAGGGGGAGUCAGAAGAAAAACAGAUCAGACCAGAGCAGACAAUAGGCCCCUAAAGUGUUCCCCCUAAGUUGCUUUGAUGUUGUCCUAGUGUCUAGAUACCAGGAGGCCAGGGAUUGCAGGCAAAGGGUCUUUUUUGUCUUCAUUCACUUUCCCCCCUCAGUUUCUGAAAUGAUUCUCCAGAAUUUCUCCUCAUAAAAAAGGACUGAAUGUGGGACUAGCUGGUGUCACUCCACUUUGACCUAAAAAUCCCCUUCUGUUUGGGAGGCAAAGAUCAUUCUGGGAAGCUUCUUCCAUGUCCCAAUGUAGAAGAGAGAGCAGCUUGGACAUCUCAAAAGGUGAGGGUCGCCUUUGAGAAAGGGGUUCCCGGACUCCCUCAGCUCCUCACCUCCAGGAUGAGCACUGCGGUAUCGUGACCCUUGGGGUUUUGUUUAUUUUCAAAUUGGUUUCCAUGUAUCAGCCGGUGCCCCACGUCCCCAUCUUGACAGUGACGAAGAACACAGCCAGGGGGCCUGGCCGAACACCAGCUCUCCCACUCACUAGGGUAUGAAUAACUCGUGGAUGACUAAGUCAGGUAUGACCCGACUCGGCAAAUGGCUAACCAUUUCAGAGCCUCAGUUUCCUCACCUCUCAAAUAGGUGAGGGGUACCUGCCUCCUGGCACUGUUGGUCAAUGACUUCACACGACCUUGCUCAAAAGAGUGCCUGAAAAAUUUGAAAUAGGAGCUAAGAAGAAAAGGGAGAUACAUUGAACGAGUAGGUCUUCAAAUUGGGAGAUUUGGAUGUAUCGGAGGAAAAAGUCUCUCUCUGGCUGUGAUGAACCGUCUUCUGUGGAAGAUCUUUCCAGUCCUUUGGGUAAACAGCUGAGCACCACCUGCAAGUGUAGGAGCCAGAGAGCCAUAUUGUGGUCUUUGGAGCUACGUGAUGAGACUCUUGGCAGACCCUUUUGCCCAGCAAAGGCUAGGGUGACUGACUUCAACGACUCCCCUGAUGAGGGGGUUGAAAACCAGGGAUUUUGUUCUCUGUCACUCAGGGAGUCCCCGUGCUCGCUUCAGCCUUCGUGCUGUCUCUCUACCCAGAAGGUCAUGGUGAGGAGCAGGGGAGACCCGACUGCAAACCUGGGCAGAAGCCAUGUGCACCAUUCCCGUGUGGUUCCUCCAUUCACCUGUGAAAUGCCUGUCGAUCAAGAUUGAGCAACUUUGCGCCCUGGAGAUGCGAGAUUUUCCUUGGGGAGCACGAGGCACACACCCAGAGAAUGCUGGAGCUGCAAGAGGACAGGACCCACUUCCAGAGCCGAGAAAAACCAAGAGGAAAAAGGCAUACAGGUGGCCAGCGCUAGGGGCCGCCGCCACUGCCCUCCGCAGCUGCUCCGGCUGCCGCCCGAGAGGAACUCGGUGACCCAUCCCCGUCUGUGACUGCACGCUCAGGAGCUCAAUCAAUGCAUUCCAGUAACCCUAAAGUGAGGAACUCUCCAUCAGGAAACACACAGAGUAGCCCUAAGUCAAAGCAGGAGGUGAUGGUGCGUCCCCCUACAGUGAUGUCCCCAUCUGGAACCCCCCAGCUGGAUUCCAAACUCUCCAAUCAGGGUAAACAGGGGGGCUCAGCCAGCCAAUCCCAGCCAUCCCCCUGUGACUCCAAGAGUGGGGGCCAUACCCCUAAAGCACCCCCUGGCCCAGGUGGGAGCAUGGGGCUGAAGAAUGGGGCUGGAAAUGGUGCCAAGGGCAAGGGGAAAAGGGAGCGAAGUAUUUCCGCCGACUCCUUUGAUCAGAGAGAUCCCGGGACUCCAAACGAUGCCUCUGACAUUAAAGAAUGUAAUUCUGCUGACCACAUCAAGUCCCAGGAUUCCCAGCACACGCCACACUCGAUGACCCCGUCAAAUGCUACGGCCCCCAGGUCUUCCACCCCUUCCCAUGGCCAGACUACUGCCCCAGAGCCCACACCUGCUCAGAAGACUCCUGCCAAAGUGGUGUAUGUGUUUUCUACUGAGAUGGCCAAUAAAGCUGCCGAAGCGGUGUUGAAGGGCCAGGUUGAAACUAUCGUCACUUUCCACAUCCAGAACAUCUCUAACAGCAAGACAGAGCGAAGCACAGCCCCUCCGGUAGGCCAUUCUGGAAGUGGAGUGUGGUUUAAAGGCCCUGCAGCAGCUGCACAGAACACACAGGUCUCUGCCCUUCGGAAUGACCCGAAGCCCCUCCCACCACAGCCCUCAGCUCCUGCCAGCCAGGACCAGAAUUCUUCCCAGAGCACCAGGCUGCAGCCGACCCCGCCCGUUCCGGCACCAGCACCCAAGCCUGCGGCGCCCCCACGUCCCCUGGACCGGGACAGUCCUGGCGUAGAAAACAAACUGGUCCCUUCCGUGGGCAGCCCUGCUGGCUCCACGCCUCUGCCCCCGGAUGGUACUGGGCCGAACUCGACACCCAACAACCGAGCAGUGACCCCUGUCUCCCAGGGGAGCAAUAGCUCUUCAGCGGACCCCAAAGCCCCUCCACCUCCACCAGCGUCCAGCGGAGAGCCCCCCACCCUGGGAGAGAACCCCGAUGGACUGUCUCAGGAGCAGCUGGAGCACCGAGAGCGCUCCUUACAAACGCUCCGUGACAUCCAACGCAUGCUCUUCCCCGACGAGAAAGAGUUCACAGGAGGACAAAGUGGGGGACCCCAGCAGAAUCCUGGGGUAUUAGAUGGACCUCAGAAGAAACCAGAAGGGCCGAUACAGGCCAUGAUGGCUCAAUCCCAAAGCCUAGGGAAGGGGCCCGGGCCCCGGACAGAUGUGGGAGCUCCCUUUGGCCCUCAAGGACAUAGAGAUGUGCCCUUCUCUCCAGACGAGAUGGUUCCACCUUCCAUGAACUCCCAGUCAGGGCCCAUGGGACCCGACCACCUGGACCACAUGACCCCUGAGCAGAUAGCUUGGCUAAAGCUGCAGCAGGAGUUUUACGAGGAGAAGAGGAGGAAGCAGGAGCAUGCUGUCGUGCAGCAGUGCUCCCUCCAGGACAUGAUGGUCCAUCAGCAUGGGCCGAGGGGCGUGGGCCGAGGGCCUCCCCCUCCGUACCAGAUGGCCCCCGGCGAGGGCUGGGGGCCAGGCGGUGCAGAGCCCUUUGCUGAUGGGAUCAGCAUGCCCCAUUCUCUGCCCCCGAGGGGCAUGGCUCCUCACCCCAACAUGCCAGCGAGCCAGAUGCGCCUCCCUGGGUUUGCGGGAAUGAUAAACUCUGAAAUGGAGGGGCCGAACGUCCCCAACCCAGCGUCCCGACCAGGUCUCUCUGGAGUCAGUUGGCCAGACGAUGUGCCAAAAAUCGCGGACGGUCGAAACUUCCCGCCUGGCCAGGCUGUCUUCAGCGGUCCUGGCCGAGGGGAACGCUUCCCCAACCCCCAAGGGUUGUCUGAAGAGAUGUUUCAGCAGCAGCUGGCAGAGAAGCAGCUGGGUAUCCCCCCGGGGAUGAGCAUGGAAGGCAUCCGGCCCGGCAUGGACAUGAAUAGGAUGGUCCCGGGCUCCCAGCGCCACAUGGAGCCCGGGAGUAAUCCCAUUUUCCCUCGAAUACCCGUCGAGGGCCCUCUGAGUCCCUCGAGGGGUGACUUCCCGAAAGGGAUGCCCCCACAGAUGGGCCCGGGUCGGGAACUCGAGUUUGGGAUGGUUCCUGGCGGGAUGAAGGGAGAUGUUGGUCUGAACGUCAACAUAGGAGCCAACCCUCAGAUGAUACCUCAGAAGAUGAGAGAGGCCGGGGCGGGCCCUGAGGAGAUGAUGAAAUUACGCCCAGGUGGCGCGGACAUGCUGCCUGUUCAGCAGAAGAUGAUGCCCCUGCCAUUUGGGGAGCACCCCCAGCAAGAGUAUGGCAUGGGCCCCAGGCCCUUUCUUCCCAUGUCUCAGGGUCCGGGCAGCACCAGCGGCUUGCGGAAUCUCAGAGAACCAAUCGGGCCCGACCAAAGGACUAACAGCCGGCUCAGUCAUAUGCCACCGCUACCUCUGAACCCUUCCAGUAACCCCACUGGCCUCAACACGGCUCCGCCAGUGCAGCGUGGCCUGGGGCGGAAGCCCUUGGAUAUAUCUGUGGCGGGCAGCCAGGUACAUUCCCCAGGCGUUAACCCUCUGAAGUCUCCCACGAUGCGCCAAGUCCAGUCACCGAUGCUGGGCUCGCCCUCGGGGAACCUCAAGUCCCCCCAGACCCCGUCGCAGCUGGCAGGCAUGCUGGCAGGCCCAGCUGCUGCCGCUUCCAUUAAGUCCCCCCCUGUCCUGGGGUCUGCUGCUGCUUCGCCUGUGCACCUCAAGUCUCCGUCACUUCCUGCCCCGUCACCUGGAUGGACCUCCUCUCCAAAACCUCCCCUUCAGAGUCCCGGAAUCCCUCCAAACCAUAAAGCACCCCUCACCAUGGCCUCCCCAGCCAUGCUGGGCAGUGUAGAGUCAGGUGGCCCCCCACCUCCUACUGCCAGCCAGUCUGCCUCUGUGAAUAUCCCCGGAAGUCUUCCCUCUAGUACACCCUACACCAUGCCUCCAGAGCCAACCCUUUCCCAGAACCCGCUGUCUAUUAUGAUGUCUCGAAUGUCCAAGUUCGCGAUGCCCAGUUCCACCCCUUUAUACCACGACGCCAUCAAGACUGUGGCCAGCUCCGAUGACGACUCCCCUCCGGCUCGCUCUCCCAACUUGCCAUCAAUGAAUAAUAUGCCAGGAAUGGGCAUUAAUACACAGAAUCCUCGAAUUUCAGGUCCAAACCCCGUGGUUCCGAUGCCAACCCUCAGCCCCAUGGGAAUGACCCAGCCGCUUUCUCACUCCAAUCAGAUGCCCUCUCCGAAUGCCAUGGGACCCAACAUACCUCCUCAUGGGGUCCCGAUGGGGCCGGGCCUGAUGUCACACAACCCUAUCAUGGGGCACGGGUCCCAGGAGCCUUCGAUGGUACCUCAAGGACGGAUGGGUUUCCCCCAGGGCUUCCCGCCAGUACAGUCUCCUCCACAGCAGGCUCCGUUCCCUCACAAUGGCCCCAGUGCGGGGCAGGGCAGCUUUCCAGGAACCAUGGGUUUCCCAGGAGAAGGCCCCCUCGGCCGCCCCAGCGCCCUGCCCCAGAGUUCAGCAGAUGCAGCACUUUGCAAGCCUGGAGGCCCCGGGGGCCCCGACUCCUUCGCUGUCUUGGGGAACAGCAUGCCUUCGGUGUUUACAGACCCAGACCUGCAGGAGGUCAUCCGACCUGGAGCCACGGGGGUCCCCGAGUUCGAUCUGUCUCGCAUUAUUCCAUCUGAGAAGCCUAGCCAGACUCUGCAAUAUUUCCCUCGAGGGGAAGUCCCAGGCCGUAAACAGCCCCAGGGGCCUGGGCCUGGGUUUUCGCACAUGCAAGGGAUGAUGGGCGAACAGGCCCCCAGAAUGGGACUGGCACUACCUGGCAUGGGCGGGCCGGGGCCGGUGGGAACUCCGGACAUCCCUCUUGGCACAGCUCCAUCCAUGCCAGGCCACAACCCAAUGAGACCACCAGCCUUUCUCCAGCAAGGCAUGAUGGGACCUCACCAUCGGAUGAUGUCACCAGCACAAUCUACGAUGCCCGGCCAGCCUACCCUGAUGAGCACUCCGGCUGCUGCCGUGGGCAUGAUUCCCGGCAAGGAUCGGGGGCCUGCUGGGCUCUACACCCACCCUGGGCCUGUGGGCUCCCCAGGCAUGAUGAUGUCCAUGCAGGGCAUGAUGGGACCCCAACAGAACAUCAUGAUCCCCCCACAGAUGCGGCCCCGGGGCAUGGCUGCUGAUGUGGGCAUGGGCGGAUUUAGCCAAGGACCUGGCAACCCAGGAAACAUGAUGUUUUAAGCUGCUAAGAUUGGAUGUGCCGGUCCUUGUCAAGAUGAGAUUCCAGGUCCUGAGAGCUGCCUUGGGGGGGGUUCCAGGAGUACUGUUGGUCAUGCAAUAGGAGAACAGAGACCCCGAGGGCUGCUUUGGGGGAGGGGGGAAACUCGAGAAUGUAUGGAUUUACCUGAAAACAAAUGAUUCAUUUAAUCAACAGGUGUGUUUUUUUUAAGAUUUAUUUUUUAAAAAUUAUUUUUGUGGACUUGGGUAUCCCGUGAUGGCACCUACUUUUGGGAAAUCUGUAGCCUGUGCUUCGAGAAUUGCCAUCGGUCAUGUGUUGCACCGUUCUCUGUAUGUUUACGUCCUUUGGACUGGCUUCUCCCAGGAUUCUUUUCUGGUUUUGUUUUUUUGUUUUUGUUUUUGUUGUUUUUUUGGGGUUUUGUUUUUGUUUUUGUUUUUGCUUUGGGCUUUAUUUUUGUGUACUGUACUAUAUUGUAAAAGGGAUUUUAGCAGAGACUUUAGUCUUUGGGACAAGAGAACAGGAAUGCUGGGCUGUUUACUUUAGGUGGAGAAUCCAUCUUCAGACCUUUGGACUAUUUUCUUUCAACUCCAGUGUAUAGAAAAAAAAAACCAAACUACGACCUCAGAGCAGAGUAUUAAUGAAAAGCACAAAAAAAAGGAACUAAGUUCAGCGAGGGGUGGGGGGGGAGGGGGGAGAUUUUUCUUUUCAAAAAUAAUGACGCUUAGGACGUUUGUUUUUCAGUUCGAGUGCUCUCCAGCACUGUCUGUCUCUCCCAGUCUGCACACCCACCUUCACAUUUUUCUCUGUUUCCCUCCCCUCCCCCCAUCUCCUUGGUUAAGUGUGUCUCCUGCCCCUGUGGCCCCCCGACUGGCGACCCCUGCUUUCCUCCUCUUUCCCUUUGGCAGCUGCAAUACACGGUGUUCUUUUGGGGAAGGAAAUCUAACGAAGCCUCGCCUUCCAGGAGUGUCGUCCCGGCUCCGAGAGGGAAAGGCGUGUGCUUGGGAUGCUCCAUGGUCUUCUGCUCCCUUUCUCUUCUUCCCUGACACGCCCUGCCCUGCCCACCUUGUUUUCUGUUCUCCUUUCAUUAGGAAUUCCCAAGUGAAUUUUAUCUGUGUGGGAGUGGAACAGAUGCUAAAAGCUAUCCAGGAUUUCAUUUUUGUUUUUGUUUUUAAUUUUGUGGUUCCUUCCCUCCCCUCCCCCUCCAUGCGUAAAACGUUCUGUGUAACCUCCAUUAAAUUUGGUACAAAACCACUCACCAGAGCUGUGGUGUCAGAAAAAUAAAAUAUAUUGUUUCUUACAAAA